UUUUUGUGAUACUAACAUUUUCAUUAACGCACAAAUCGCGUGAAUUUUUAUUCAACACGUGACAAAGAUGGAGCAGCGACGAAAUCUUUGUUAAAAUUUCAUCUCAAUUGAUAUCUUUGAGAGAAGGAAAGCUUGUCCUUGAGAACGAUUUCGAAGGCCUAUCGACGAGCGAAGGACGUUGUGAUGUCGUCACCUCGAAACGAGAUUGAUCCUUAGGAUUCAAGUAUUCAAUAAGAAGCGAAUAAAAUGCCAAUUCGAUCGGAAGAGUUUAUAAAUCCAAUCGUACGAUCAUGCUCGUGAAAGUCGCGUGAUAAUCAUAAAAUUAUAGAAUAUAUGCUCUGAGUAAAUUCAACAGGCUGGAUAAAAGAAAGUUUCAAAUAUAAUGAAAGGCAAAAGUUAAAUGAACAUUUCACGAUAGUGAAAUAAAUUAUUUUAGAAAUAUGCUGACUUAUUUUCACUUAAACAUACUACUUUCAUAUAUUAUACAUACAAGAUAGAUUUUAAUUAGCGGUAGAGCAAUUGCAAUUCCAAUUUGAUACGUACGGAAUUGGAUGAUGUUGAUUUCAGUAACCGUAAUUUCUUCCGGCUGAUCGUACGUGAAUCUAAAAAUAUAUCAUUUUGGCAUCACUUUGUCACGAAAUACUACUUCGCGUGUAGCACGGUAUCUACAUGUGAUCCCGCUGUGGCUCGUUAAAAACUUCAAGGGUAUAUCGUUAUUCGCUCGGUCAUGAUAAUUCUUAUAUCUUAUCAAUGUUGUUCACUUUUAUCAUUUCAUUUUAUUCUCUUAUCCAUUUAUUUUAUUCUUCUCGUAAUAACUGUUAGACAAAUAAAUACUGACUUUACCUAUACACGUUUCAUCAAAAAUAUUUUAAAAUAUUCUGUGCGUAUAGAGUGUUGCAAAGAGAGUUUCUAUUCGUACUACUUUUCUUAUCAACCGGUGCAAGAUAUGGCCGAUCAAAUGUCGCAUUUAAAUGACAAUGAAAUCAGUGACGUCGUUUUUGACAUCGGUGGAUCAAAUAACUCGUCGUUGGACAAUACUCUACGUCUACAAAAUCGUAUCCUCAGGAGAACGAGGAGUCUAAACGCACCGAGUCCCGUUCAACACUUCGGGCGAUGUGGGGGUAUCAUGAAAAAUUCUGUAACGGUUAUGACCAUUCAGGACCCGGCCUCUCAGAGGCUGACGUGGUACAAGCCGCCGCUCUCUGUUCUGGUCAUCAAGAAGGUCCGUGACUCGUCAGUCUUGCCACCGUUUGUUCAGUUGGUCACAUGGUUGAUAGAGGAAAAGCGGAUGGUUGUCUUUGUGGAAGCCUCUGUUCUGGAGGACCCAGCUCUCGCCAGAGAUCCUAGGUUUCAAAGCGUUCGGGAUAGAUUACAAACCUUUAGGGAUGGCACAGAUGACUUGCAGGAUAAAAUUGAUUUUAUCGUCUGCUUGGGAGGCGACGGCACACUUCUUUAUGCCAGUCUGCUGUUCCAACAGUCAGUACCACCUGUAAUGGCAUUUCACCUUGGUUCCUUAGGAUUUCUCACACCCUUCGAAUUUGAUAAUUUUCAGGAGCAAGUGACCAAUGUUCUCGAAGGUAAUGCGGCCUUAACUUUAAGGAGUCGUCUUAGAUGCGUCAUUAUACGGAAGAAUGAAGACAGUCAGCUGGCAGAACCGCCGACGAGUCUCUUGGUAUUGAAUGAGGUUGUAGUGGAUCGAGGGCCCUCACCUUACCUUUCGAAUAUCGACCUAUUCAUUGACGGCAAGCACGUCACGAGCGUCCAGGGUGACGGCUUGAUCGUGAGCACGCCGACCGGGUCGACCGCUUAUGCAGUCGCCGCUGGGGCCAGUAUGAUUCAUCCUUCAGUUCCUGCCAUUAUGAUCACGCCUAUCUGCCCUCACUCUCUGUCCUUCAGGCCGAUUGUCGUACCUGCCGGGGUCGAGCUCAAGAUAAAGGCGAACAGCAAUGCCCGCAGUACAGCUUACGUCUCCUUCGAUGGUCGCAAUCAGCAAGAGCUGCGUGUCGGUGACAGUUUGAAGGUAACCACCUCUAUAUACCCGGUGCCUAGCAUUUGCGCAGCCGACCAAAUCACCGACUGGUUCGAUUCCUUAGCCGAAUGCCUUCACUGGAACGUCAGAAAACGGCAGAAGCAUUUGGACGAGUUAAGUGACCUCGCGCAUUCAUCCAGCAACGAUACUUUAGACUCCCUCGAUCGAGAUAGUUAGGCCAAGGGGGAUCGUCCUUAUUUAUAGACUGUAACACAAUCGACAAUAUUUGACCAGAUAGAACUCGGCUGAGAAAUUGAGUAAUUAAAGUCGGUUAUUCGACUUUUCUAAAUAAUCUCGCCUUUAUCGAAACUUUUCUAACGAAAAUCUUUCUAGUAGCACAAUUUGCUUCAAUUUUGGUCCAAUAUUUUUUUGCACCGAUGUGUUUACAUUGAGGAUACAUUGGGCCAAUAAAUUUGCCAAUAUUGUGCUAUUAAGGUUUGUUAAAUAUGCAGUGGAAGCAAAACCAGUAAAAAAUUGAUUGGUUGGUCAGUAAAGAUGUGCUCUAAGAUUAUCCUAAGAAACAUCUGUAGCCGGCUGAAGAUGGUUAUUACGUAAUUUUUGAAUUACAAAAACAAGCGUGGAUUACGAUUGUAAAAAGAAUCUUAAUUCUUAAUAAUAAAAUGCAUUUGUCUUCGGAGAGAAUACAUGUUAACAGGAAAACAUAUUGUUUAAUUCAGUUGAUCAUGAAGAAAUGAUGCACUAUUAAUAAUCUGAACGCGCGCGUAUACAACGUAUUUAUUAAUAAUUGUGUUUUGGUCCGUAAAUUUACCCAUCGAUUUAAUUGAAUAUUUAAGGAUUCUUUUUUGUACCUUAUCGCUAUCGCAUUGUACUUGUACAGAUUUUAUUUUUAUUUUCUAGUUUUUUAAGUUGAUAUGGUUCAAACAUGAAAUAACCAUAUUUUUGCUUUUUUACUUAUUAUAACGCUAUCGAUCUGAUGUAUAAAUCGAUUUGUUAUGAAUGUUGAAUUUUCCUAAAAAAAAAAAAAAAAAAACUUUUUAAUAAAAAUAUGUUUAAUAAAAUA
This is a messenger RNA of Wasmannia auropunctata (little fire ant), 3050 nucleotides long. RefSeq names its product NAD kinase-like. The record is from RefSeq and is a predicted model, not a curated record. Bases 728 to 2206 code for a protein of 492 amino acids. NCBI's taxonomy places the organism in Eukaryota, Metazoa, Arthropoda, Insecta, Hymenoptera, Formicidae. The transcript is spliced from 8 exons. Gene Ontology annotation, molecular function: NAD+ kinase activity. Gene Ontology annotation, biological process: NADP+ biosynthetic process; NAD+ metabolic process.